AUGAGAGAGGAAAUGGAAAAUCAAUGGAAGAAAAACAUUGAGUUGGAAAAACAAGAUCUUGAAAAUUUAAAGGCAGAGCUGAAACUAGAGAGAGAGGAUCUGGAUAAAGUGAAUGAGAUGAUGAUUAAAGAGAAACUGGAAUUGGAGCUGAUGAGGACUGACAUCCAAAAGCAGAUUGAUACGUUAGAACAAAAUAAACAUGCAGAAGUAGAAGUAAAGGACACCAACGUCACAAGACUAACCGAAGAACUGCAAACCAGUAAGAACACCGUAUUGGCAGAAAGAAAAGAAGUGGAAGUUUUGAGGAAGGAUCUCAACAAGAAGAAGGAAGAAGUUGAAGCUGCCAUGAACAGCAUCAGUGGAGAGAGAGAACAACUCAGUCAGAUGAAGGUUCGUAUUGACAUGGACAGAGAAAUACUUGAGAAGGAGAAGGAUAAAAUGGAAGGACACCAGUCUGAGCUGAAAAUGAGAGAGGAUGAGCUCAUGAGUAACUUAUUAUCAGUUCAUAUUCUGAGAGCUAAACUCAAAGAGGUGAAUGAAAAGACACAGGAAGGCAUGAAAAACAAAACAGAAAGAUUAGAAGGAAACAAUGAAUAUUUGCAAAGGUUAUGCCUCGCAAUGGAGCAAAAUCUUGCACAGCUUGAUCAAGAGAGAGACCAGAUGUCAGUUUACAAUAAAGUGAUCCAGAGAGGAAAGGAUGAUCUGAAAGGUUUACUGUCACAUAUGGUAAUACAGAGAGACAACAUGGAAAACCAAAAGAAAGAGCUUUUGUUGGAAAAAGAAGAACUCUUCAAACUGAAGGCAGAGAUGAAACUAGAGAGAGAGGAUCUGGAUAGAGCUAAUGACAUGAUGAAGAAAGAGAAACUGGAGUUGGAGUUGAUGAGAUCUGAUGUCCUCAAACAAACUGACAUGUUAGAACGAGAUAAACAAGAUAUAAAAGAAGAGAAAGACAAGUUGGAAAUCACAAAUACUGAGCUGCAAAAGAAGAAAGAACAUGCCGACAGUCUGUUUGAUGAGAUAAACAGAGAGAAAACCAACAUUAAAGAUCUGACCCUUCAGGUUGAGACAAGUAGAGAACAGCUGGAGAAAGUCUCGAACAUUAUUGCCUUAAAACAAAAAGAACAAGAAGUCAAAGACGAUGACAUAAAAAGACAAGAAGAAGAACUGCAAACCAGGAAGAACAACGUACUAGCAGAAAGAGAAGAAGUGGAACUUUUGAGGAAGGAUCUCAAUGAGAAGAAGGAAGAAGUUGAAGCUGCCAUGAACAGCAUCAGUGGAGAGAGAGAACAACUCAGUCAGAUGAAGGUUCAUAUUGACAUGGACAGAGAAAUACUUGAGAAGGAGAAGGAUAAAAUGGAAGGACACCAGUCUGAGCUGAAAACGAGAGAUGAGCUCAUGAGUAACUUAUUAUCAAUUGAAACUCUGAGGGCUAAACUCAAAGAGCUGAAUGAAAAGACAUGUAAAGACAUGAAAAACCAAAUGGAGAGAUUAGAAGAAAACAAUGAAAAUUUGGAAAGGUUAUGCCUCACAAUGAAGCAAAAGCUUGCACAGCUUGAUCAAGAGAGAGACCAGAUGACAGUUUACAAUGAAUUGAUACAGAGAGGAAAGGAUGGUCUGAAAGGUUUAUUGUCAGAUCUGGUAAUACAGAGAGACAACAUGGAAGACCAAAAGAAAGAGCUUUUGUUGGAAAAAGAAGAUCUCUCCAAACUGAAGGCAGAGCAGAAACUAGAGAGAGAGGAUCUGGAUAGAGCUAAUGACAUGAUGAAGAAAGAGAAACUGGACUUGGAGCUGAUGAGAUCUGACAUCCUCAAACAAACUGACAUAUUACAACGAGAUAAACAAGAUAUAAAAGAAGAGAAAGACAAGUUGGACAUCACAAAGACUGAGUUGCAAAAGAAGAAAGAACAUGCAGACAGUCUGUUUGAUGAGAUAAACAGAGAGAAAACCAACAUUAAAGAUCUGACCCUUCAGGUUGAGACAAGUAGAGAACAGCUGGAGAAAGUCAUGAACAUUAUUGCCUCAAAACAAAAAGAACAAGAACUCAAAGAUGAUGACAUAAAAAGACAAGAAGAAGAACUGCAAACCAGUAAGAACAUUGUGGUGGCAGAAAGAGAAGAAGUGGAAGUUUUGAGGCAGGAUCUCAACAAGAAGAAGGAGGAAGUUGAAGCUGCCAUGAACAGCAUCAGUGGAGAGAGAGAACAACUCAGUCAGAUGAAGAUGAGCGUUGAGAGAGAAAAAGAAAUACUUUUCAAUGAGAGGGAAGGAAUUGAAGGAGAAAAGUUUGAGCUGAAAAUGAGAGAAGAUGAACUCAUGACUAAAAUGACAUCGGUAGAAAGUCUGAGAGCCAAAUUGAAAUAUCUCAAUGAAAGGAUGGGUGAAGAUCUGAAAACAAAAAUCAACAGACUAGAAGAAAACAAUGAAGAUGUAUUGAAACUGGUCAGUGCUUUAGAACAGAAGCAUGCAGCUCUGGAUGAACAGAAAGAAAAUGUGACAUCUUACUCUGAGAUAUUGGAGAAAGUAAAGGAAGGUCUGACAAGUUUACUCUCAAACAUCCAAAGAGAAGACAUGGAAAAUCAAUGGAAGCAAAUGUUUGGGAUGGAAAAACAAGAUCUUGAAAACCUAAAGGAUGAUUUGAAACUAGAGGAUUUGGAUAGAGUGAAUGAGAUGCUGAAGAAAGAGAAAAUGGACUCGGAGUUGAUAAGGUCUGACAUCCUCAAACAAACUGAAAUAUUACAACGUGAUAAACGAGAUAUAAAAGAAGAGUACACUGUACUGGCAGAAAGAGAACAGGUGGAACCUUUGAGAAAGGAUCUCAUUAAGAAGAUGAAAGAAGGUGAAGCUGCCAUGAAAAGCAUCAGUGAAGAGAGAGAACAACUCAGUCAGUUCAAGACUGAAGUUGACAUGGAGGGAGAAGAGCUUUCAACUGAAAGGGAAAAACAGGAAGAGGAUCAACUCAUGACUAAAAUGAAAUCUAUAGAAGCUCUGAGAGUAAAACUUCGGCAGCUGAAUGAAAGGAUGGAGAACGACAUGAAGAACAAAUUACAGCAACUGGAACAACACAAUGAACAGGUUCUUAAAGUGUGCUCUUUAUUGAAACAAAAGUGUGGAGACAUAGAUGAAGUGAAAGACAGAAUGUCUGCAUAUACUGAAAUGUUCCAUAGAGAGAAAGAAAGUCUGAUUAGUCUGAUAUCAAACAUGUUGAUACACAUACAAGGGAUGGAAGAUCAAUGGAAGACAAAGAACACUGUUGAAGAACAAGACUUUGACAAACUGAAGGCAGAGUUGAAACAAGAGAGAGAGGAUCUGGAUAGAGUGAAUGAGAUGAUGAAGAAAGAGAAACUGGACUUGGAGUUGAGUUUGAGGUCUGAUGUCCUCAAACAAACUGACAUAUUACAGCAAGAUAAACACGGAGAGGUAGAACUCAUGGACACCAAGAUCACUAGACUAACACAAGACGUGCAAACUAGUGAGAACACUGUACUGGCAGAAAUAGAAGAAAUGGAACUUUUGAGGAAGGAUCUCAACAAGAAGAAGGAAGAAGUUGAAGCUGCCAUGAACAGCAUCAGUGGAGAGAGAGAACAACUCAGUCAGAUGAAGAUGGGCAUUGAGAGAGAGAAAGAAAUACUUUUCAAUGAGAGAGAAGGAAUUGAAGGAGAAAAGUCUGAGCUGACAAUGAGAGAAGAUGAACUCAUGACUAAAAUGACAUCAGUAGAAACUCUGAGAGCCAAAUUGAAAUAUUUCAAUGAAAGGAUGGGUGAAGAUAUGAAAACAAAAAUCAACAGACUGGAGGAAAACAAUGAAGCCGUAUUGAAACUGGUCAGUGCUUUAGAACAGAAGCAUGCAGCUCUGGAUGAACAGAAAGAGAACAUGACAUGUUACACUGAGAUAUUAGACAAAGUAAAGGAAGGUCUGACAGGUUUACUCUCAAACAUGAUCAUCCAGAGAGAAGACAUGGAAAAUCAAUGGAAGCAAACAUUUGAGAUGAAAAAACAAGAUCUUGAAAAGCAGAAGGAUGAUUUGAAACUAGAGAGAGAGGAUCUGGAUAGAGUCAAUGAGAUGAUGAAGGAAGAGAAACUGGACUCGGAGUUGAUGAGGUCUGAUAUCCUCAAACAAACUGACAUAUUACAAGGAGAUAAACAUGAAGAAGUAGAACUCAAGGACACCAAGAUCACAAGACUAACACAAGAAGUUCAAAUCAGUGAGAACACUUUACUGGCAGAAAGAGAAGAAUUGGAAGUUUUGAGGAAGGAUCUCAACAAGAAAAACGAAGAAGUUGAGGCUGCCAUGAACAACAUCAGUGGAGAGAGAGAACAACUCAAUCAGAUGAAGAUGAGCAUUGAAAGAGAGAAAGAAAUACUUUUCAAUGAGAAAGAAGGAAUUGAAGGAGAAAAGUCUGAGCUGAAAAUGAGAGAAGAUGAACUCAUGACUAAAAUGACAUUAGUAGGAACUCUGAGAGACAAACUCAAACAUCUCAAUGAAAGGAUGGGCGAAGAUAUGAAAACAAAAGUUAACAGACUAGAAGAAAACAAUGAAGCUGUAUUGAAACUGGUCAGUGCUUUAGAACAGAAGCAUGCAGCUCUGGAUGAACAGAAAGAAAAUAUGACAUGUUACACUGAGACAUUAGACAAAGUAAAGGAAGGUCUGACAAGUUUACUCUCAAACAUGGUCAUUCAGAGAGAAGACAUGGAAAAUCAAUGGAAGCCAACAUUUGAGAUGGAAAAACAAGAUCUUGAAAACCUGAAGGAUGAUUUGAAACUAAAAAGAGAGGAUCUGGAUAGAGUGAAAGAGAUGAUGAAGAAAGAGAAACUGGACUUGGAGCUGAUCAGGUCUGAUAUCGUCAAACGAACUGACAUGUUACAACGAGAUGAACAUGAAGAAGUAGAACUCAAGGACACCAAGAUCACAAGACUAACACAAGAAGUGCAAACCAGUGAGAACACUUUACUGGCAGAAAGAGAAGAUUUGGAACUUUUGAGGAAGGAUCUCGAGAAGAGGAAGGAAGAAGUUGAGGCUGCCAUGAACAGCAUCAGUGGAGAGAGAGAACAACUCAAUCAAAUGAAGAUGGGCAUUGAGAGAGAGAAAGAAAUACUUUUCAAUGAGAGGGAAGGAAUUGAAGGAGAAAAGUCUGAGCUGAAAACGAGAGAAGAUGAACUCAUGACUAAAAUGACAUCAGUAGAAACUCUGAGAGCCAAACUCAAAUAUCUCAAUGAAAGGAUGGGUGAAGAUAUGAAAACAAAAAUCAACAGACUAGAAGAAAACAAUGAAGAUGUAUUGAAGCUGGUCAGUGCUUUAGAGCAGAAGCAUGCAGCUCUGGAUGAUCAGAGUGAAAACGUGACAUCUUACAAUGAGAUAUUGGAGAAAGUAAAGGAAGGUCUGACAAGUUUAUUCUCAAACAUGAUCAUCCAGAGAGAAGACAUGGAAAAUCAAUGGAAGCAAACAUUUGACAUGGAACAACAAGAUCUUGAAAAACUCAAGGACGAUUUGAAACUAGAGAGAGAGGAUCUGAAUAGAGUAAAUGAGAUGAUGAAGAAAGAGAAACUGGACUUGGAGCUGAUGAGGUCUAAUGUCGUCAAACAAACUGACAUAUUACAACGAGAUAAACAAGAUAUAAAAGCAGAGAAAGACAUGUUGGAAAUCAUAAAGAUUGAGCUGCAAAAGAAGAAAGAACAUGCAGACAGUCUGUUUGAUGAGAUAAACAGAGAGAAAACCAACAUUAAAGAUCUGACCCUUCAGGUUGAGACAAGUAGAGAACAGCUGGAGAAAGUCAUGAACAUUAUUGCCUUAAAACAAAAAGAACAAGAACUCAAAGACAAUGACAUAAAAAGACAAGAAGAAGAACUGCAAACCGGUAAGAACAAUGUACUGGCAGAAAGGGAAGAAGUAGAAGUUUUGAGGAAGGAUCUCAACAAGAAGAAGGAAGAAGUUGAAGCUGCCAUGAACAGCAUCAGUGGAGAGAGAGAACAACUCAAUCAGAUGAAGAUGGGCAUUGAGAGAGAGAAAGAAAUACUUUUCAAUGAGAAAGAAGGAAUUGAAGGAAAAAAGUCUGAGCUGAAAGUGAAGGAAGAUGAACUCAUUACUAAAAUGAUAUCAGUAGAGACUUUGAGAGCCAAACUCAAACAUCUCAAUGAAAGGAUGGGUGAAGAUAUGAAAACAAAAGUUAACAGACUAGAAGAAAACAAUGAAGAUGUAUUGAAACUGGUCAGUGCUUUAGAACAGAAGCAUGCAGCUCUGGAUGAAGAGAAAGAAAAUAUGACAUGUUACACUGAGACAUUAGACAAAGUAAAGGAAGGUCUGACAAGUUUACUCUCAAACAUGGUCAUCCAGAGAGAAGACAUGGAAAAUCAGUUGAAGCAGACGUUUGAGAUGGAAAAACAAGAUCUUGAAAACCUGAAGGAUGAUUUGAAACUAGAGAGAGAGGAUCUGGAUACAGCGAAUGACAUGAUGAAGAAAGAGAAAAUGGACUUGGAGCUGAUGAGAUCUGACAUCCUCAAACAAACUGACAUAGUACAACGAGAUAAACAAGAUAUAAAAGAAGAGAAAGACAAGUUGGAAAUCACAAAUGCUGAGCUGCAAAAGAAGAAAGAACAUGCAGACAGUCUGUUUGAUGAGAUAAACAGAGAGAAAAACAACAUUAAAGAUCUGACCCUUCAGGUUCAGACAAGUAGAGAACAGCUGGAGAAAGUCAUGAACAUUAUUGCCUUAAAACAACAAGAACAAGAAGUCAAAGACAAUGACAUAAAAAGACAAGAAGAAGAACUGCAAACCAAUAAGAACAAUGUAUUGGCAGAAAGAGAAGAAGUGGAACUUUUGAGGAAGGAUCUCAAUGAGAAGAAGGAAGAAGUUGAAGCUGCCAUGAACAGCAUCAGUGGAGAGAGAGAACAACUCAGUCAGAUGAAAGUUCGUAUUGACAUGGACAGAGAAAUACUUGAGAAGGAGAAGGAUAAAAUAGAAGGACACCAGUCUGAGCUGAAAACAAGAGAAGAUGAGCUCAUGAGUAACUUAUUAACAAUUGAAACUUUGAGGGCUAAACUCAAAGAGGUGAAUGAAAAGACAUGUAAAGACAUGAAAAACAAAAUAGAGAGAUUAGAAGAAAACAAUGAAAAUUUGCAAAGGUUAUGCCUCGCAAUGAAGCAAAAUCUUGCACAGCUUGAUCAAGAGAGAGACCAGAUGACAGUUUACAAUGAAUUGAUACAGAGAGGAAAGGAUGGUCUGAAAGGUUUAUUGUCAGAUAUGUUUAUACAGAGAGACAACAUGGAAAACCAAAAGAGAGAAGUUUUGUUGGAAAAAGAAGAUCUCUCCAAACUGAAGGCAGAGCAGAAACUAGAGAGAGAGGAUCUGGAUAGAGCGAAUGGCAUGAUGGAGAAAGAGAAACUGGACUUGGAGCUGAUGAGAUCUGACAUUCUCAAACAAACUGACAUAUUACAACAAGAUAAACAAAAUAUAAAAGAAGAGAAAGUCAAGUUGGAAAUCACAAAUACUGAGCUGCAAAAGAAGAAAGAACAUGCAGACAGUCUGUUUGAUGAGAUAAACAGAGAGAAAAACAACAUUAAAGAUCUGACCCUUCAGGUUCAGAGAAGUAGAGAACAGCUGGAGAAAGUCAUGAACAUUAUUGCCUCAAAACAAAAAGAACAAGAACUCAAAGACAUCAACAUAAAAAGACAAGAAGAAGAACUGCAAACCAGGAAGAACAACGUACUAGCAGAAAGAGAAGAAGUGGAACUUUUGAGGAAGGAUCUCAAUGAGAAGAAGGAAGAAGUUGAAGCUGCCAUGAACAGCAUCAGUGGAGAGAGAGAACAACUCAGUCAGAUGAAGGUUCGUAUUGACAUGGACAGAGAAAUACUUGAGAAGGAGAAGGAUAAAAUGGAAGGACACCAGUCUGAGCUGAAAACGAGAGAAGAUGAGCUCAUGAGUAACUUAUUAACAAUUGAAACUUUGAGGGCUAAACUCAAAGAGGUGAAUGAAAAGACAUGUAAAGACAUGAAAAACAAAAUAGAGAGAUUAGAAGAAAACAAUGAAAAUUUGCAAAGGUUAUGCCUUGCAAUGAAGCAAAAUCUUGCACAGCUCGAUCAAGAGAGAGACCAGAUGACAGUUUACAAUGAAUUGAUACAGAGAGGAAAGGAUGGUCUGAAAGGUUUAUUGUCAGAUAUGGUUAUACAGAGAGACAACAUGGAAAACCAAAAGAGAGAAGUUUUGUUGGAAAAAGAAGAUCUCUCCAGACUGAAAGCAGAGCAGAAACUAGAGAGAGAGGAUCUGGAUAGAGCGAAUGACAUGAUGGAGAAAGAGAAACUGGAC
This is a messenger RNA of Thunnus maccoyii (southern bluefin tuna), 8292 nucleotides long. Its product is annotated as cytadherence high molecular weight protein 2-like. The annotation marks the transcript as partial. The record is from RefSeq and is a predicted model, not a curated record. The transcript has a single exon. NCBI's taxonomy places the organism in Eukaryota, Metazoa, Chordata, Actinopteri, Scombriformes, Scombridae.